Messenger RNA from Pezoporus flaviventris, 6839 nucleotides. It is a transcript of the gene INO80D, whose product is annotated as INO80 complex subunit D. Bases 789 to 3878 code for a protein of 1029 amino acids. NCBI's taxonomy places the organism in Eukaryota, Metazoa, Chordata, Aves, Psittaciformes, Psittacidae. The record is from RefSeq and is a predicted model, not a curated record. The transcript has 12 exons. Gene Ontology annotation, cellular component: nucleus.
CUGAUCUUAACAGGUUACAAAGAAAAUUAUUUCUUCAGCCACACGCCUUUGUAUUUUAUUUUUAUUUAAAAUAAAAAGCCACAUAAAUGAUAAAAAAAAAACUGGUUUUGGCCAUUUGGCUCCCUCCCGCAAACUGACACUUUAUAAAAACCUUCCGUACUUUUUUUCCCCCUCCCUCUCUCCCUCUUUACUACCUCCAAGAUGGUAGGAAAGUUGUUGUUUUGGAGGGCAGAGGAGCCGCUCUCUGAUGUUAUGUCCUCGCAGUGCCUGUAGUGGUGCUGUAGGAGGCUGCUGGCUCUCUUCUUGAGCAGCCCCAGCAGCCCUGCCUUCUUUGCUGGAGAAUAUAUUCAGGGAUUCCCCUUAAUAAUCACCUACCCUCUGAGCACUUUGUAGUUUUAAAAUAAUAAAGAGCCCCCAAAGCUUCCUCCCCACAAAAAGCAGGAUCUUCUCAGAGCCAGGGGGGCAGCAGCUCCACAGCACAGAGCCCGAGCCCAUUCCCAGUCCCUCUGCUGGGGAGGAAACUCUGAUCUGUCAGCCCAACAGAGGGAAAGGGGGGAGAGGAGAGAGAGGAGAAAAAAAAAGCAGCUGGAAAGGGAAAAGAACGUCUGGUAGUUGUGAAGUGAGUCCACUGGAAAGCCCACCAACGCACUUCGCCCCGCACAGACAAUCUACUUCAUCUUGACUCAUCAUCAUUCCAGGAUAGAGGUGUCCUUGGGGCUCUCUCUUAACACUGAUAUGGUACAGAAGAUUUAAAAUCAGCUGAUGUUCACAAGGAAUAGAGUCACGUGAUGUAUGAAGGCAAACACAUACACUUCUCUGAGGUUGACAAUAAGCCCUUGUGCUCAUAUAGCCCCAAACUGUGCAAGCAGAGGCGACUUAACGGCUACGCCUUCUGUAUCAGACACGUUCUGGAGGACAAGACUGCCCCCUUCAAGCAAUGUGAAUAUGUGGCCAAGUAUAACAGCCAACGCUGCACCAACCCCAUCCCCAAAUCUGAGGAUCGUAGGUACUGCAACAGCCACCUACAGGUACUUGGCUUUAUACCGAAAAAGGAGAGGAAGAAAAAGAAUGAUCCCAUAGAGGACGUAAAGGUCAGGCAUCAGAUGGAUGCUAUGGCCUUCAGUCUGACAGUGCCCACCCUGGCCUUGAAGAUGCCCAAUGGACUGGAUGGGAUGUCCCUCUCCCCUCCAGGGGCUAGGCUUCCUCUCCACUACCUGGAGGCAGAAUUAGAAGACCCCUUUGCUUUCAAUGAGGAGGAUGAUGACCUAAAGAAAGGGGCGACGGUGAGGAAAAAGUUGCAGAGCAAGUUGGCUCAAAACCGGCAGCGCCAGAGAGAGACAGAGAUUUUAAAAGUUCGCCAAGAGCACUUUAGCCCCCUUCCUGCACCUUUGCAGCAGCAGCCUCUGCAGCAGCAGCGCUCCCAUCUGCCACCUUCAUCAGCUUCGUUAAAGCCGACAGGGCUACCGCAGGGCGUAGUCUGCAAGUCACCUCAACCUCCGAACACCAGCCUACCAAUGCAGGGAGUGGCACCCACCACACACACUAUAGCACAAGCCCGGCAGUUGUCUAACAAGAGACCUCUGCCUCUCCUGCCACCCGCUAGGGCUCCUGUCACGGACCCUCCAAGGACUGAUCGGGUCCUCAUGAAAGCCACAGCCUUCUCUCCGCACUCGUCCUGCAUGAGCCGGCUACAGAGACUGGUGAAACUGUGCACUCGAAAACAGCAGCUGGAGACUGAUCUGUUUCCACAUUUAGGGCUGGAUUGGUCUGAAGACAGUGGAGAAGAGUUGGAAGAUUCAGAGCAAACCUCCCCUUACCAGGUUGCAUGGUCUGUCCGAGAAACUCUCGGCUAUGAUAGACAUGGGUGCGGUGAUGACAAUGCAGAUGACAGGAGUUCCAGGGUGACCAGACUUUGCACUUACUUUCAGCAGAAAUACAAGCACCUCUGCCGCCUGGAGCGGGCAGAAUCUCGUCAGAAGAAAUGCCGGCACACACUCCGGAAAGCCUUGCUGCAGGCGGCCAGCAGAGAGCCGGAGCGUACUGGGCAACUGAUACAAGAACUCCGAAGAGCUACGUGUGCUCGUACCAGCACAAGCCAAGUGAGGCAGAGAGAUGCAGAACCAACAACCUGUAGUGGGACUUCGAAGGGAGAACAGUGCACUAACAAGGCCCUUCCAUUUACCAGGCAUUGUUUUCAGCAUAUCUUAUUGAACCGUUCUCAGCAGCUCUUCUCAAGUUGCACAGCCAAGUUUGCGGAUGGUCAGCAGUGCUCUGUGCCAGUUUUUGACAUUACACAUCAGACACCUCUGUGCGAAGAACAUGCCAAAAAAAUGGACAAUUUCUUGAGAGGGGACAGCUCCCGUAAAGUUCAGCACCAGCAGCAGAGGAAACCCAGGAAAAAAACGAAGCCACCUGCACUUACCAAAAAACACAAGAAGAAGAGAAGGCGAGGCCCACGCCGGCCCCAGAAACCCAUUCCUCCUGCAGUGCCCCAAGGGAACCUCACCAUGCCUGCCAGUAUCUCACUGCCAGUAGAGAUGCCCCACAUACGGAGCCCCUCAACGCCAGAGCUGAGUGCCGAUGAGCUGCCUGAUGACAUCGCCAAUGAAAUCACAGACAUUCCACAUGACUUGGAAUUGAAUCAGGAGGACUUCUCUGAUGUCCUGCCACGGCUGCCCGAUGACUUGCAAGAUUUUGAUUUCUUUGAGGGUAAAAACGGAGAUCUCCUUCCAACCACAGAAGAGGCUGAGGAACUGGAACGGGCCCUACAGGCUGUGACUUCUCUUGAGUGCCUGAGUACCAUUGGAGUACUUACACAGACAGAUGGUGUGCCAGUUCAGGAGCUGUCAGAUAGAGGGAUAGGGGUGUUCUCUACAGGUGCUGGAGCUCCAGGAAUGCAGUCCUUGAGUCGAGAGGUUAACACGGAUCUGGGGGAGCUGUUGAAUGGGCGUAUAGUACAUGAUAAUUUCUCCAGUCUGGAGCUGGAUGAGAACUUGCUCCGUUCUGCUACCUUGUCCAACUCACCUACGCCCCUGGCAGGGCAGAUCCAGGGGCAAUUCUCAGCCCCAGCCAACGUUGGCCUUACUUCUGCCACUCUGAUAAGCCAGAGUGGCCUUGGGGAGAGAGCCUUCCCAGGACAGUUUCAUGGACUUCAUGAUGGCAGCCAUGCCUCCCAGAGGCCCCACCCUGCCCAGCUGCUGAGCAAGGCAGAUGACCUGAUCACCUCACGACAGCAAUACAGCAGUGACCAUUCACACUCCUCACCCCAUGGAAGCCAUUAUGAUAGUGAGCAUGUGCCGUCUCCCUACAGUGACCAUAUCACAUCCCCUCAUACCACAUCCUUUUCUGGUGAUAACCUGGCAGCUACCUUCUCAGCAGAGAUACCCAUGAUGGCACAGCACUUGCUCCCAACUCAGCUGGAUGUGCCACUUAGCGGGGUGGUCAACCCCAGAACUCACUGGGGGAAUCUUCCUGUCAAUCUUGGGGACCCCUCUCCGUUUAGCAACCUUCUUGGUGCAGAUGGACACCUCCUGUCCACCUCCCUGUCCACACCACCUACCACCUCGCACUCAGAGACCACACAGCCUGCCUUCGCCACUGUGACCCCCAACAGCUCCAGUGUGCUCCCGGGGUUACCGCAGACCAGUUUUAGUGGCAUGGGUCCUGCCUCCGCUGAACUCAUGGCCUCCACCUCCCCUAAACAGCAGCUCCCUCAGUUCAGCGCAGCCUUUGGGCACCAGCUGAGCUCCCACAGUGGCAUCCCCAAGGACCUGCAGCCCAGCCACAGCUCCAUAGCUCCUCCCACGGGCUUCGCAGUGACCGGUGCCACCGCUACCAGUACCAAUAACGCAUCUGCACCCUUCACCACCUCCAGCUGAGCUUGUCUGCCUGGCUCUGUGCAGGUAGAUGGGGGACCUGUGUUUUCUACCUUUCCUUUUUUUCCUUUUUCUUUAUUUUUUUCUGUCCUCCCUUCCUUUUUGUUUUUUUAAGAGGGGGUUGAGAAGAAAACCCCUGCUUCAAUACUGACCAGGGUUAGCCCUCUGUGAACCUUGCUGUAGCGUUCACAUGUGCUUGUUACGCACCGGUGCUCAUUUCUUGCAGGCAGGUUCACCGUUCCCAAAAAUUCCUUAAGGAUACAGCACAGUUACUGGAUGCAAUUGAUCUUAACAGUAAGACCUAGAAAUAGAAAGAUACCUCAGAUUACUGAUGCAUGUUACUGUUCCCUAGGGUUUGGAUCAGUGCUUGCCAUCCCUUUAGCAUCUGGUAGAAAGUUUUCCAGUGGGCAGAAGUUUGUUUGGUUUUUUUUUGCUUUUAAUUUACCCUUUUCCAAAGGUAGCAUCUGGCAUGGAAAACUUGGCUGCACGCAUUGAUUUGAGAAUGCUGCACUGAAGUCCUAAAUCAAGGUCAUGGUUCAAGAUGAGUUUGGCAUUUUCUUAAAAUAGUCUUUUGACCUCCUCUGUGUGCGUGUGUGUGUUUGGGGUACAGGGAGCAGCAGUUCCUUUUCUGCCUUUGGUGAAGAAGUGGGAGUUGUCCCCUUCCAGAGCUGGUCACUGUUGUUGCAUGCUGAUUUUUUGUUGUUUUGUGGGGUUUUUGGUUUUGUUCUUUUGGUUUUGUUUUAUUGUGAUGUUUUUUAAUUCAUUGAGCAGCAAGGGGAGCAGUUGAUUGGGUGCCCAGAAAUCUGAAGGCUGAUACAAAGUUAGCCCAGGGGGAAAAAGAAAGAAAUUAAAUCAGAAGGAUUGAAAUAGAUCAUGAGUGAAGAUGAGUGAAGAUUCCUGUGCAGAAAUUCCCUCCUUUGCUGAAUUACUGUGGCCUUGUAGCAUUGGUAAUUUGCCUUUUCAAAUGUGGCUUUGUCCAAGAACUUCUUGCCUGACAGGCUGACAGGUAUUUCCCAGCUGAAACGGGAAGAAUUUGGUUGGUAUUCUGCCCAUCCACACAAGUCUAGGUCAGACCCUUUGGUAAGUUUCAAAUGGAUGCAUUUCUCAAGUUAUAUCUAGCUACUGAAACUUUUUUGGAUAGUUUUCCUCCCACUGGGAGCCAUACUAUUUUUUCAACGCGUGUGAGAUUUGAUGCUCUCUAUGGGAAGCUGAAUGUAUGUAAGGAACCAGCAAGUACCUAUCAGCAGUCAUGGCUAACCAAAAGAGAAAUCACUAAAGCAAAAUAGAAAAGAACCCCUUCUGUCUGCAGCACAGUUUUGCCUUCACUGCCCACCUGCUAAAGGUAGUAUUCAGACUUUUUGGUAGUAAUUUGAGUUCUUAAAGAAAGGAGUCCACUAGCUUUUAGAUUUUUAUGGUUUUUAAUCCAAGAGAGAGCAGCAGCAGAAAUCCUUAGGUGUGUUUAAUUGUAUCUCUAUCAGGAAAGGGAAAAAGGAACUUGCUUGUGACUUUAUAGGGCUCAAACUUGCUACUGUACUCUAACUGUAAAAGUAGCUCCUACUUAAUGUAACAAGUCUCUACUCUUCUUUGUUUCUGAGAUGCAGAUGAGAGAGAAUGGAAAAUCCCACAUUUCAGUCUCUUACUGACAUAUUUCAUUCUACCUUACAGUAAAACAUCCUACCUGCAUGUAUUCUAAGAUUAAUUCAGGAAAUUAAGAGGUACCAAGCACAUGUAACAGAGAGGCCUAAUAAAUCGUUUGAGCAAGGGAUCAUUGAAUGAAGUUAAGUUGCUAUAGAAACUCAUUUUGUUAGCAGUCAGGCCCGCACCAGAACCUCUGACCCAAACCUCUCCUUCCGUCUUGCUAAGGAACAGAAUUUAGAUGGGAUAGGUCUUGUGUCUUCUUACUAUCAUAGCAAUCAUUCUAUCCCUCUUUUCUUGAAAGAUUUUUCCUCCUUAAAUACAAAGGAGUAUGGAUGAUGCAUAUGUUCUUUUCUGAAAUUGCAAGUGUUAUGUGGGUGGAGGAAACAAAAAUUAUUUUCAUGCUUCUGUUGUUAUGAAGUCCUUAUUUCAUACUUGGUAAAAUAGAUCUUAAUAAUAUAAGCCGAAUAUUUUUAAGUGGUGAUUUAAAUAUGUUUGUAACAUUUAAAUGUUUUAAAAUCAUGUAAAAAGUUGAAGCCUAUGAAAUCCUGCUUGUGAUUGUCCUGCUGAUUGAGGAAUGCCCAGUGGUAUUGUGAAAUGAGGCAAAUCUGACAAGGCAUUUAUUUAUGUUUGUAUUAUGUUCCCCAUACUUUGUUGAGGAGACAAUUGUUUGAUUUGCAAAUGAAUUUUGUUGUGUCCAUAUACCUUCUUAAAUGUGUUUGGAUGACUGGCUGAAAAAGAGUGGAGAAUUAGUAUACCAAAUGGUUAAUUCUUUAACCUGCCUCUUUAUUCAUGUCAUUUUAGAAGAUGUUAAUUUCUGUAAAUUGGUUUCAGGACUUUGGUCUUGAUAUCAUUCUUGUGCCCACCAAACUUCAAAGAAGCUGCAGCUAGUGCAGGGUAUAUUUGCCCCACAUUACAUUUCUCUUUCUUAGCAAAUGCAGGGGGUGAGGGGAAGGGAACAGAGGAACAGAGAGUCAAGUUCUGCUUGGUCAUGUUGGUAUAAGUUAUGGAGGAGCUCUUUGGUCUAAGGUCAUUGUGAGGUUGUACUGGUCUAACUGGGAACAGAACCCAGCUCCUAAUCUGGGCAUUGAUUUAGUCAGGGAAUUUCAAAAUUGGGAAAAGCUCUACAGGUCCAUAAUUCCCAUUUGAAAUCAAUGGUCGUUUUGCACCUACCUGCAUUCCUUUAAGGCAGCCUAGGAUAGCAACUCUCUUCCCCAACACAGACUUCAAUUUUUGUAUAAUCCUUGAUGACUCUUCCUCGGAAAGUGACUACGUAACGUUUUUCAAUGAGCAAACUGAGUUUGCAAUAAAGCUGCACUUUUAAAAAUA